CUCCGCCUGGUUGGCCAUGGCCGAGAUCGCCAGCGUCCGCCCCAGCUUCGAUGUCUCCCCCAUUGUGGCGGGCCUCAUCGGGGCCACGGUCCUCGUGGUCUCAGUCUCGGUGACGGUCUUUGUGUGGAGCUGCUGCCAUCAGCAGCUGGAGAAGAAGCAGAAGAACGCCCCAUACAAGUUCAUCCACAUGUUGAAAGGCAUCAGCAUCUACCCGGAGACUCUCAGCAACAAGAAGAAGAUCAUACGCAUCCGGCGGGACAAGAAGGGCGUGGCCAGGAAAGACGGGGACGGGCACCUCCUGGCGGACGCAGCCGAGGCGGGCUUGGUGGGCUCCGAAACCACGUCCGGUGGGUUGAACUCUCCCGUCAACCCACUCCCCAUCAAAGUUGAGUACGGAGAAGAACCGAGUCCUCACCAAAGUUUGACCCCGGCGGGGAGCAAGACCUCCUCGCUGUCAUCUCCCGAAGACGAGAUCAUGCUAGGGACACUGACCUUCUCGGUGGAUUACAACUUCCCCAAAAAAGCCCUGGUGGUCACCAUCCAAGAAGCCCACGGUUUGCCGGUGAUGGACGAACACAACCAAGGUUCGGAUCCCUACAUCAAGAUGACCAUCCUGCCGGACAAGAGGCACCGGGUGAAGACUCGCGUCCUGCGGAAGACGCUGGACCCCGUCUUCGACGAGACCUUCACCUUCUACGGCAUCCCUUACAGCCAGCUGCAGGAUUUGGUCCUCCACUUCCUGGUGCUCAGCUUCGACCGUUUUUCUCGGGAUGACGUCAUCGGGGAGGUGAUGGUACCACUGGCGGGGGUGGACCCCAGCACCGGGAAAGUCCAUCUGACGAGGGAGAUCAUCAAGAGGAACAUACAGAAAUGCAUCAGCAGAGGAGAGCUACAGGUUUCCUUGUCCUACCAGCCUGUCACUCAGAGGAUGACCGUCAUGGUGUUGAAGGCGAGACAGCUGCCCAAGAUGGACAUCACGGGGCUCUCAG
Molecule: messenger RNA, 989 nt
Organism: Thamnophis sirtalis
Lineage: Eukaryota; Metazoa; Chordata; Lepidosauria; Squamata; Natricidae
Source: RefSeq, a predicted model, not a curated record